AUGUCUCCAUUUCAGUUGUUAUUUGGGAAAGCAUGUCAUUUGCCGGUGGGAUUGGAGCAUAGAGCAUUAUGGGCUGUUAAGUUUUUAAACUUUGAUUCAAAAGCAGUAGGUGAGAAGAGGCUACUUCAAUUGGAUGAACUGGAUGAAUUUCGUCUUACUGCAUAUGAAAGUGCAAGCUUAUAUAAGGAAAAGACCAAGCUAUGGCAUGACAGGAAGAUAACACCCAGGGAUUUCAAGGAGGGUAAUCAAGUUCUGCUGUUCAAUUCCAGGUUGAAGUUAUUUCCUGCGAAGUUAAAGUCCAGAUGGUCUGGACCAUUUGUGGUGAAGGAUAUGAAGUCUUAUGGAGCAGUGGAAAUUUGUCCUUUGGAUUCUGACUGA
Messenger RNA from Gastrolobium bilobum, 378 nucleotides. RefSeq lists its product as uncharacterized. NCBI's taxonomy places the organism in Eukaryota, Viridiplantae, Streptophyta, Magnoliopsida, Fabales, Fabaceae. The coding region runs from base 1 to 378 and encodes 125 amino acids. The transcript has a single exon. The record is from RefSeq and is a predicted model, not a curated record.